Ipomoea nil (Japanese morning glory) is the source of this 892-nucleotide messenger RNA. RefSeq names its product 60S ribosomal protein L11-1. Gene Ontology annotation, biological process: translation. Gene Ontology annotation, cellular component: cytosolic large ribosomal subunit; ribosome. Bases 105 to 650 code for a protein of 181 amino acids. The transcript has 5 exons. The record is from RefSeq and is a predicted model, not a curated record. Gene Ontology annotation, molecular function: RNA binding; structural constituent of ribosome. NCBI's taxonomy places the organism in Eukaryota, Viridiplantae, Streptophyta, Magnoliopsida, Solanales, Convolvulaceae.
CCUAGCCCCAUUUCUGUGGUUACAUAUUAGGAUUUCUUCCUCCGCUCAACACUGCAUCUUUCCCCGGAGCCGGUCUGCAGCCGCAACCUCAGCAGUGAAGCGAUAUGGCGUCAGAGAAGAAACUGAACAACCCAAUGAGGGAAAUCAAGGUUCAGAAGCUCGUCCUCAACAUCUCCGUCGGUGAGAGCGGAGAUCGUUUGACCAGAGCGGCUAAGGUGUUGGAGCAACUUAGUGGCCAAACCCCUGUUUUCUCAAAGGCAAGGUAUACCGUGAGGUCCUUCGGUAUCAGGCGUAAUGAGAAGAUUGCAUGCUAUGUCACAGUAAGGGGUGACAAGGCAAUGCAGCUCCUCGAGAGUGGGUUGAAGGUGAAGGAAUAUGAAUUGCUGCGAAGGAACUUCAGUGACACUGGUUGCUUUGGGUUUGGUAUUCAGGAGCACAUUGAUCUUGGGAUUAAGUAUGACCCCUCUACUGGUAUUUAUGGUAUGGAUUUCUACGUUGUCCUGGAGCGCCCGGGUUACCGUGUUGCUCGUCGCCGGAGAUGCAAAGCCAGAGUUGGUAUCCAACACAGGGUCACCAAGGAUGAUGCCAUGAAGUGGUUCCAGGUCAAAUAUGAAGGGGUUAUCCUCAACAAGGCCUCAAACAUCUCAUAAGUCCAAUCUUAGUUUGAGAGAAUUUUCAAUCAGUUUGUAUCUCCUAGCAAUUUUGUGUAUUUGCCUUAUUAUAGACCUACAUCUUACUCAGAGUUACUGAGUUUUGGGUACCAGGAUUUGUUGGUAAGUUUAUCAAGGUUAUCAUGACAUCUUUGCUGUCUAAUUUGAUUGUGUGAUUUAUACUUGGGAUCUAAAUGGUUCUGUAGUUCUUCUGUCUAAUGUUAUAUUGCUUUCUAUUAAAU